Molecule: messenger RNA, 1299 nt
Organism: Trifolium pratense (red clover)
Lineage: Eukaryota; Viridiplantae; Streptophyta; Magnoliopsida; Fabales; Fabaceae
Product: alpha-soluble NSF attachment protein-like
Exons: 9
Coding region: 91-966 (291 amino acids)
Biological process (GO): SNARE complex disassembly; intracellular protein transport
Cellular component (GO): vacuolar membrane; SNARE complex
Molecular function (GO): syntaxin binding; soluble NSF attachment protein activity
Source: RefSeq, a predicted model, not a curated record
AAUUUGUACUAUAAAGUUGAGCAAUGAUGUGAAGGAGCAACCUCAGCAUCCCUUAGAUUGCACUUUGCAUUUCCCCUUCCGAAAAAUCUAAUGGCUGAUCACAUACAGACAGGACAACAACUGGCGAACAAAGCGGAGAAAAAGCUCUUCUGUUGUUGCGCCUUGUUUGGCUCCAAUUAUCAAGAUGCCGCUGAACUCUUCCUUAAAUCCGCUAAAUCAUUCAAACUCGGAAAAUCAUGGGACAAAGCAGGUUCAAUCUUCAUCAAAUCAGCUAAAUGUCAUAUCAAGUUAGAUAACAAGUUUGAUGCUGCUAAAGCUUAUGUAGAUGCUUCCCAUUGUUACAAGAAAACAUCUACAAAAGGAGCUAUUACAUGCUUAAAUCAAGCAGUAACUAUUUUCACAGAAAUUGGUCAACACAUCAUGGCGGCAAGGUAUUGCAAGGAAAUCGGUGAGUUGUAUGAGCUUGAUAAAGACUUAGAGCAUGCUAAAUCAUAUUUUGAGAGGGCUUCGGAACUUUUUGAUUUUCGCGGGGAUGCAGCAACCUCUGUGAUCCAGUGUAAACAGAAAGUUGCACAAUUGUCUGCUCAACUUCAACAAUAUCAGAACGCAAUUAAGAUUUAUGAAGAUAUUGCACAACAAUCUCUGAGCAACAAUCUAUUGAAAUAUGGAGUCAGAGGGUAUCUUCUUAAUUCUGGCCUGUGCGAGCUUUGUAAAGGGGAUAUUGUUGCAAUUACCAACGCCUUGGAGCGCUAUCAGGACUUGGAUCCAACAUUCUCUAGAACUCGUGAAUACAAAUUUUUGGCUGAUUUGGCUGCAUCAAUUGAUAACGAAGAUGUUGCAAGUUUUACUCAAGUAGUCAAGGAGUUUGAAAGCAUAACCCACUUGGAGUCUUGGAAGUCAACCCUUUUAGCAAGAGUUAAGGAUGCUUUGGAAGCAAAAGUGAUGGAAGAGGAUGAUUUGACAUGAAUAAAUCAGAAUCGAAUUCUCAGCCGAUGAAGUAAUUCCAACUUUGUAAGUGUCAAUGGUAAGGAUAUAUUAAUCAAAUUACAUUGUAUUGUAUAGUGUUAAAACAACAACCUGGCUCAAAGUAAAAAAGUUAUGAAAACGCAAACAGAGAACACAUAUUAUUUGAUUACGAAGUUCGGUCAGUUUACGAAAUACAACUUGUGUUUAACUACUACAGUCUCGAGUGGUCUACACACUUACAGGACCAUUAGUAAUAGAUAGAUAAAUUGAGUUGUAUUUGAUGUUGUAUUCACAAUUCAUCAUUAAUAUAUGUAUUCAGUAUUUAGUGUUUCA